Punctularia strigosozonata HHB-11173 SS5 is the source of this 471-nucleotide messenger RNA. Its product is annotated as WSC-domain-containing protein. The annotation marks the transcript as partial. The record is from RefSeq and is a predicted model, not a curated record. NCBI's taxonomy places the organism in Eukaryota, Fungi, Basidiomycota, Agaricomycetes, Corticiales, Punctulariaceae. The transcript has 2 exons.
GAAUGCUACUGUGGCACGGGCUACUCCGUAGACCCCUCCACAAUCGACAACGCGCCAGCCAGCGAAUGCUCCAUGGCUUGCGCUGGAGACGACACGCUCACCUGCGGCGGAUCGUGGCGCAUGCAGAUCUAUUCCACCGGGUUGUCGCCUGCCGCGGGCGAAGCUCCGUCCGGCUGGUCAUCGUACGGCUGCGUUCGGGACACAUCCGAUCGCGUGCUCGCAUCUCCCAAGUACGCCGGCGCCGACCUAAGCGACACGAACUCGCCGGCUGCUUGCACGUCCUACUGCGCCGACCUGAACUACACCAUGGCCGGCGUCGAGUACGGCUCGGAGUGUUAUUGCUCAUCGUCAUGGGCAAGCGAUACGGCACCCUCGCUCAUCGACUCCAGCGAAUGCGAUUACGCAUGCUCAGGAGCACCAGCACUGACAUGCGGCGGAUCGUGGGCUCUGCAAGUUUACAGUGCAAGUUAA